AAACCAGUUGACACAUCCCUCAAUAGGAGCGGUCAUUGAGCUGUUUCCUUAUUGAGAUAAAAACAAUUGCACAGAAUUUUCGGAACUUAAAUUCAACAAGUAGAUUUGUUUUAUUUCUUAUUGCAAUUUCUCGUCAUGCACGGAUAUUUCACAAUCCUCAUAAUUUUUUGCCUCAUCACUACCAGCCUGCUGAUGCUUUUUUAUAUUAGCAAUGGUCCUGAGAAAAAGGAUUCAUCAUACAUUAGGAGCCUCCCAGGUAACAUAAAAUGUGACAGUGGCCCUCGGAUCAUUGAUUUCCCCAAAAAGCCCAUAGGGCCAUUUUUCAAUGACAAUCCCUCUUGUGCCUGUCGAAACAAUAAUUCAUUAAACCAGUUUGUGCCUGAAAAUGAAUUACAGGAUCUUCAAAAGCGCAGAAUAGAAGAGUACAAACAACACCAGAUCAGAACGGGCAAACAGAACGAUGUUCUUCUACUUGCCCCUCCUAACACCCCCCUUCAGUAUCCCAUCAGAGGAUUCAGAGUAUCGCCCAUGAAUAAAACUCUUAUUCCUGGUCUAGCUGUACAAACACAAAACAGGGACAUUUACCAGGUGUCCCUUAGGGUGGGGAAAGGUGUGCUGUCAGUAAUAGAUGUUCAGGAAGGAGAGGAUGUGAACGGAGAGAAUGAAGGAAUUCUGACCAUCUCAUCCACCAGUGUUGAAAAACUCAAUGAUCUGCUGAGCCGAGUGACCUACACCAGCACCAUCUACCACAUCAAGACUGAAGAUCUCGCUUACUUUUCUUUUGAGAACCAUGAGGUCAUAUUCCCGAUCACGAUCAGACGUCUGUCAGUUCCUGUUCUUUAUGAUCCGGGGAAAGAUAUAAACUCUCUGGUGACUGUACUGGUGAAAGCAUUUUUGAGAUAUAAAGAACUGAAAGUUCUUAUUGAGAGUAUUCGUGUUAACUACCCAAACAUAAAGAUCAUUAUUGCAGACGACAGUCAUGAGCCAGAGAAGAUUGAUGGAGACAAUAUAGAGCAUUACAUCAUGCCUCCAGCACAGGGUUGGUUUGCAGGCAGAAAUCUGGCAGUGUCACAAGUCACCACUAAAUACUUCUUAUGGGUGGAUGAUGACUUUGUGUUCCUGAACCAGACACGUAUAGAGAGUUUUGUGAAGAUCAUGGAAGCCGUCCCUGAACUAGAUGUGGUUGGCGGUGAGGUUGACGGAAAUCGGUUUGCCUUUAAAUUGCUCUAUCAAGAGGGAAACAGCGAUGAAGGCGGCUGCAUCACACGUGUCAAAGCAACAUACGGACCCGUGCCAGGAUUGGACAAAUGCUUCUUCGUCGAUGGGGUCGUCAACUAUUUCAUGGCCCGAACGGAUGCUGUGCGAAGGGUCGGUUUUGACCCGUUCCUCAAAAGGGUGGCUCACACUGAAUUUUUCCUUGACGGACUUGGAGAAUUGUUAGUCGCCACCUGUCAAGGCCUGAGAAUUGGUCAUCAGAAGCAUACUUCGUCAGGCACCUACAAACAUUUCAGACAUCCUCCAAAAGCUGAUGGGCACAGAAAACUAAUCCAUCAUUAUUUUAAGAACCAUUUAAAAUGCAUAAUUUACUGAAGGAUCAUCACAGGUGAAAUGUUCCUCUCACAACACUCAGUUCCUCUUUUAGGUGAUCUGAAAUGAACUUAAUUGAAUAUUUGGUGGUUUUCUGAAAGUCCUUAUACUGGUAUUGGUUAUAAAAAAAAAUAUGUGGUUACUCUUGGGGGGCAAAUUCUCCUUUAAAUGUAUACGUUUUUAUUUAUUAUUAUAAAUGUAAUGUAUUAAUUUGAGCACAUUUUGUUACUUAAUUACAUCUACGAAAAGCUGCAAACAUACUGUGUAACUAAUGCAUAUAAUAAAAUACUAUAUAAUUUAACAUAUAA
Triplophysa dalaica is the source of this 1895-nucleotide messenger RNA. Its product is annotated as beta-1,4 N-acetylgalactosaminyltransferase 2-like. Bases 136 to 1590 code for a protein of 484 amino acids. The record is from RefSeq and is a predicted model, not a curated record. Gene Ontology annotation, cellular component: Golgi membrane. Lineage: Eukaryota; Metazoa; Chordata; Actinopteri; Cypriniformes; Nemacheilidae. Gene Ontology annotation, biological process: UDP-N-acetylgalactosamine metabolic process; UDP-N-acetylglucosamine metabolic process. The transcript has 11 exons. Gene Ontology annotation, molecular function: hexosyltransferase activity.